AGUCUGGUGUCCGUGUCAGUGGUGUCUCAGCCAUGAACAGCCAUGAAACGCUGGCAGAUUAGUGAGAAAGUGGAAACAGAUCGUUCUUGUAAUUGAAUAAGAUAAGAAUAAAUUUAGGGUUGGCGGGGAGAGGGGCUCGAAGAAAAGCUCGAAAGCAACAGCGAUGCGGUGAACGCCGGUGACGACAGGCGAUGGCUGGGCGAAUGUCCAGUGAAGAGCGCGAGACGAACUCGCUGAGAGAUGCCGAUAACCUACCUCGUCAGAUCACGUCAACAUCCACGUCCGAGUCGAGUAACGACGUGGCUAAGGAGAAGCUGGCGAUAGAGGAACGGCUGGCUGCUAAAAUGUUUUCCUACGAAAUUAUUUGUUUUCUCUUUGCGAUCACCUUUACCGCUAUGGCUGCUCUGCACAGCUCACCACCCAAACUCUCUAAGCCUCCUGCAGCGAAACCUUUUUUCGAUCAGAAUUCUGUGAUACUGGACUUUUAUAAGGGUCACCUAGAUGCGAUGAUUGAGAGGAUAACGCAAGCGGAUUUUAGCUUUGUUAUGUAUUAUGCACCCUGGGAUGCAGAAAGUCAGGCGCUUAGACAUGAAUUUGAAAGCGUUGCACGGUUUUAUCAUCCACAGAUAUUCUUUGCAGCCAUUAAUUGUUGGCAUCCCGAUUCAGAGUGCAGAGCGCAGUAUAAUAAAAUCCAUGGUUAUCCAGUGUUGAUGCUAUAUCCAUCCAGAGAGUCUGGUAUUAAUUAUAGAGGAAUUCGUACAGCACCAUAUAUGAUUCGUUUCCUUGAUGCACUUAUGAAUCCUAUUAUUAGAAUAACACAUGAAGAACAACUAAUGGAAUUGUUGGUUGCCUAUGAUGCAGUGGUUGUUGGAUAUUUUAAUUUUACACGAUUGGAUAGAACUCCUGGAUACAAGGAGUUUUAUAAGGCCGCGAUACGAUCAUUGGAAAGAGAUCCUAAUAGAGAGUUGAUAUUUGCUAUAGUGACUAGUGCAUCAGCCAGCAAAUUGCAUUAUGGGGUAUACAAGUUUCCAUCAGCAAGGUUGCUCAUGUGGAAUGAAUCUUUAAGUUAUCCGGAGGGCAAUGAAUGGACUUCCGAAAAUAUCUUAAAUUGGAUCAGCAGUUCUGUUCAUCAACCAUCUCUUUGGCUACAGCCUCCCGGAAUCAAAGCGCUCACUCUUGCGCCCUAUCUCCGGGAAGGACCAGUUUUAUUUCUCUUUACACCACGUAAUCCGCUUCAUACAGAAAAUUAUAUUUACAAUUUGAUAAGAGAGAUCGGCUUGCAGUAUUAUAACUGUGCGGACAGUAUGUUAGUGAAGGAUAUAGUUGCACGUUUGGAAGCAAAACGACGUACAGCGGUGAUCCGACAUCUUUCUAGAAAUCAAGAAUGUGCUGAUCUAAAGAAAAACAAAACGUAUACCGAGCAAAUAAAGGAAUCAAUUGCUAGUAUAUCAAUUCAACAAUGGAUCAAUAAUAGUUGCUGUGCAAACGUGGCAAUGAAUAAAUGUCUCUUGUGUAACACAAAGGUGAUGAAUCCAUUAGAGAAGGAAAUCUGUAUAAUCAUUUCUAAAAAAAUUAAUGAUGUCUGCAAAAAUACCGAUGUAUUUACAAUUCCUGUUACGAUUGGACAGCAUGAAAAACAGAUAUAUAAUUAUAACAAGAAUUAUGUUUCAAAAUUGCAAGAAUCAAAAUUAAAGAGGCUACAUACAGGUACCGAAUAUAAAUCAUCAUUAUUGAAGGAAGAUAACGAUUCGCGAUCUGCAAGCAUGGUGAAAAGAGAUUUUUUAAAAGAUGAUUGCAAAAGAUGGCUGGCUGGAAAUGAUUAUCAUCCGUCAUUGUUCCCACGAGAUUCUUCGAGGCAGUUUAAUAUCAGUUUGAAAGAAUCAGUUUGCAAAACCAAUAAGACAUUAGCGUUGAUAGCUAUCGAUAGUCUACAUUAUUUCCACUUUGCAGAGCAUCUUGGGAUUGAUAUUUCAAAGCGGAAAAAUAAAACUACUGUCGUUAUCUUGGAUGCUUCAUUAGAAAGUCAGUAUGUCAUGCAUCAUGAAUUCAGCGAGUAUGCUCUCGUUGAUUUUAUAAAUAAUUAUACCCAAGGCUUAUUGCAACGAACAUUGCGUUCGGAUAAUUCAAGGCAUUAUAGGGUACAGAAAUUGCUUAAUGAUGACAAUAGCAAUAAUUCAGAUUUGCGUUCAAAGAUUCGUGUGCCAGAACUGUCAACAAAAACAUUUUUAGAUACUAUUUUGGAUCCAUCUAAGGACGUUGUUAUAAUGUAUCAUUCUCCUUACUGCGGAUUUUGUAACGCUAUAUCGUACGUAUAUUUGACAGUGGCAUAUUAUUUAUCCAAUAUGGAUCAUUUGACUUUUGUAAGAGUUGAUGGAGAUAACAACGAUUUACCUUGGGAAUACAGUAUGAAUCGGUUUCCAUCUAUUUUAUUCUUUCCUGCGAAAAGAAAGGAGGAUAGUACGGUGUUUCCAUUUUCUGUUCCUAUUACCAUUCCAAACUUGCUGAACUUUGUGCUAGCGAACUUGGAUGGUGAUUCCCACGUUGAAGCUCUGACCAAUAUUUGUCAGAUGGGAACUGGCGAAGUGCCGGAUAAGUGUAUCGCUAGAACUCGAAGGCUGUGCUUAGAUAUUAUCGAGCAACUUCUGCAGGAUUAUAGAAAGUUAAGACGACAUUUAAGUUUCUUAGAUAAAAAAAUCGCGCGCAAUAAACGUAAAAUCAUUCUACUUAAAUUAGAGCAUAUCAAGGACAUUCAUUUUAUUUUGGGCUCUACUGUUGAUCUUAGCAAGGAUCGGAAGAAGGCGCAAUUGAUUAAGAGAAAAUUUUUCAAAUAUUACAACACCAUUAGAUCGUUAGAAACAGAUGAGAAAAUAGAAAAACGAAGUUAUGAAUCUCAAGGUGCUGUACAUGUACCAACUGUUAAACCAACUAUUAAAUCAACUGUUAAACGAGAGAGAAUAAGAAGUGAAUUGUGAUAUAAAUUUCGCCUUAUGAAUCAAGAUACGUCCAUGUGACGAUAGAUUAGUAUUUUGAGAUACUUUCGACUAUUGGAUUUACGUCAAAUUGUAAGGAAUAAAAUUUUUGCUUGAUUAUUACUUUUUAUAAACACGAAAGACGCAAAAAUCGAAUUAAUGUAAAAAGUUCAGAACUGGUUGUAGAAUUAUCUUAGCUAUGCACGAUAGUCGAUAAUUGGUAAGAUAGUAAGUGAGAGUAUGUAUGAAAUCGAUAAAUACAAGAUUGAAUAUGAACGUCAAGAUGGAAUGUCAGUGAUGUAUAAAACUAAAGUAUCUAUUUAAGAUCUUAGAGUAGGCCCGUUCAAUAUUUUGCGAAUUAAACGUUUCUACUUCUUUAUCAUGUGAUCCAUAGUCGAUUAUUUUCCUCACAUUCGACUACAAUUGGUCAAUUCUUACGAUUUAUGACUAUUGAAGAGUAGGCUUCAUUCAACUAGAGAUGAUGAAAAAGUGGAAAUGUUUAGCUCGCGGACGAAGUAUUGAACAGACCUAUCUUAAACUUAUUCUUUAAUAGCCGUAAGCCGUAAAAAUUAAUUCAUCAUAGUCGAUUAUUCUUUUCAGAUUCGACUAUGAUUGAUUAAUUCUUAAG
This is a messenger RNA of Wasmannia auropunctata (little fire ant), 3597 nucleotides long. Its product is annotated as thioredoxin domain-containing protein 11. The transcript is spliced from 10 exons. Bases 192 to 2972 code for a protein of 926 amino acids. NCBI's taxonomy places the organism in Eukaryota, Metazoa, Arthropoda, Insecta, Hymenoptera, Formicidae. The record is from RefSeq and is a predicted model, not a curated record.